AUGGAGGCCAGAGUGGAGCGUGCUGUGCAGCAAAGGCAAGUACUAUUUCUUUGUGUAUUUCUGCAAGUGUCUUGGGCUGGUGGGGAACCACUACUGUAUUUUGUGGAAGAGGAAGCUGAAAAAGGCACCUUUUUGGCCAACCUAGCAAAUGACCCUGGGUUGGGGGAAUCCUUAGCCCGGGGACCUAGAAUCAUUUCAGACCAGAAUACAGGAUUUUUACUACUCGAUCCGUUUACUGGUGAUUUAUUUCUAAAUGAGAAAUUAGACUGACAGGACCUGUGUGGCCCCACAGAGCCUUGUGUGCUGCCUUUCCAGUUGUUACUGGAAAAAGCUCUUCAGAUUUUCUGUGCUGAAUUAUGGGUCAGAGACAUCAAUGAUCAUUCUUCAGUAUUUCUAGAUAGAGAGAUAUCCUUGAAAAUAUUAGAAGUUACCACUCCAGGGGCAGCAUUUCUCCUAGAAAGUGCACAGGAUUCAGAUGUUGGAACAAACAACCUGAGAAACUACACCAUCAGCCCCAAUGCCUAUUUCCACAUUAAUGUCCAUGAUAGUGGGGAGGGGAUUAUCUAUCCUGAAUUGGUGCUGGAUAGACUGCUGGAUCAAGAAGAGGUGCCUGAGCUCAGUUUACUCCUCACCGCCUAGGAUGGUGGCUCUCCACCCAGCUCUGGAACUGCCCUGGUAUGCAUCCUGGUUUUGGACAUCAAUGACAACGCCCAUGAAUUUGUACAGUCUCUCUACAAGGUGCAGGUGCCUGAGGAUAGCCUUGUUGUCUCUCUGGUUGUCACCAUGUCAGCUAGAGAUUUAGAUACCGGAAGUAACGGGGAAAUAGUUUAUGCAUUUUUUUAUGCUACUGAAAGAAUUCUCAAAACGUUUCAAAUCAAUCCAACAUCUGGCAAUCUUCUUAAAGCUGAAUUGAACUAUGAGGCAAUGCAAAUUUAUAAAUUAACUAUUCAGGCCAAAGAUGGCAGAGGACUUUCUGGAAAACGUACGAUGGUGGUUCAGGUAACAGAUAUAAAUGACAAUCCACCAUAACUACUCAUGUCAUCACUUACUACAGCAAUUAAAGAAAACUCACCUGAGACAGUCAUAGCUGUUUUUAGGAUUCGAGACAGAGAUUCAGGAAACAAUGCAAAGAUGGUGUGCUCCAUCCAAGACAAUCUCCCCUUCGUCCUGAAGCCACCUGUAGAGAAUUACUACACCCUGGUAACCGAUAGCUCUCUGGACAGAGAGAAAAGAGCCGAGUACAACAUCACCAUCACCGUCACUGACAUGGGAACCCCCAGGCUGAAAACCGAGCACAACAUAACCGUGCUGGUGUCCGACGUCAACGACAACGCCCCCGCCUUCACCCAGACCUCCUACACCCUGUCCGUCCUCGAAAACAACAGCCCCGCCCUGCACAUCGGCAGCGUCCGCGACAGAGACGCGGGCGCCAACGCCCAGGUCACCUACUCGCUGCUGCCGCCCCUCGACGCGCACGUGCCCCUGGCCUCCCUGGUGUCCAUCAACCCGGACAACGGCCACCUGUUCGCCCUGAGGUCCCUGGACUACAAGGCCCUGCAGGCGUUCGAGUUCCGCGUGGGCGCCGCCGACCGCGGCUCGCCCGCGCUCAGCAGCCAGGCGCUGGUGCGCGUGCUCGUCGUGGACGACAACGACAACGCGCCCUUCGUGCUGUACCCGCUGCAGAACGCCUCGGCGCCCUGCACCGAGCUGGUGCCCAGGGCAGCCGAGGCGGGCUACCUGGUGACCAAGGUGGUGGCGGUGGACGGCGACUCGGGCCAGAACGCCUGGCUGUCGUACCAGCUGCUCAAGGCCACGGAGCCCGGGCUGUUCGGCGUGUGGGCGCACAACGGCGAGGUGCGCACGGCCCGGCUGCUGAGCGAGCGCGACGCGGCCAAGCACAGGCUGCUGGUGCUGGUCAAGGACAACGGCGAUCCGCCGCUCUCGGCCAGCGUCACGCUGCACGUGCUGCUGGUGGACGGCUUCUCGCAGCCCUACCUGACGGCCCGUGAAGCGGAAGCGGCGGACGCGGCCCCGGCCGCCCCUCUCACCGUCUCCCUGGUGGUCGCCUUGGUGUCGGCGUCGUUGCUCUUCGUCUUCUCGGUGCUGGUGUUCGUCGCGGUGCGGCUGUGCAGGAGGGGCGGGGCGGCCUCGGUGGGUCGCUGCUCGGUGCCCGAGGGCCACUUUCCGGGCCACCUGGUGGACGUCAACGGCACGGGGACCCUGUCCCAGAGCUACCAGUAUAAGGUGUGUCUGCGGGGAGGUACUGCCAGCGAGUUCAAGUUCCUGAAGCCGAUUAUCACCAAAGCCGAUUAUCAUCUCACAUCCCAGAGCAUAGGCAGGAAAGUGGAAGAAUAUCCCUCAUAUCAGAAUGAUUUCGGUUUCUGA
This is a messenger RNA of Lagenorhynchus albirostris (white-beaked dolphin), 2385 nucleotides long. Its product is annotated as protocadherin beta-7-like. Gene Ontology annotation, molecular function: calcium ion binding. Lineage: Eukaryota; Metazoa; Chordata; Mammalia; Artiodactyla; Delphinidae. The record is from RefSeq and is a predicted model, not a curated record. Gene Ontology annotation, biological process: homophilic cell-cell adhesion. Gene Ontology annotation, cellular component: plasma membrane.